Ustilaginoidea virens is the source of this 1230-nucleotide messenger RNA. RefSeq lists its product as uncharacterized. The coding region runs from base 1 to 1230 and encodes 409 amino acids. The record is from RefSeq and is a predicted model, not a curated record. Gene Ontology annotation, cellular component: intracellular membrane-bounded organelle. Gene Ontology annotation, molecular function: pyruvate dehydrogenase (acetyl-transferring) activity. Gene Ontology annotation, biological process: pyruvate decarboxylation to acetyl-CoA. Lineage: Eukaryota; Fungi; Ascomycota; Sordariomycetes; Hypocreales; Clavicipitaceae. The transcript has 4 exons.
AUGUUCUCCAGAGCUCUGAGAGUGCCCCGAGGGUUACCUCUACGUUCUAGGGCUCAUGCUUCUACUUUUCUUUCCAAGCGAUCCGUGACAACUGAUGCUGCCUCCGCCUCCCUACACAAUGGCGUUCCUCAGUCCGAAGACGAACCUUUCCAGGUCACUCUAAGUGACGAGAGCUUCGAGACGUACGAGCUGGACCCUCCUCCGUAUACGAUUGAGGUUACCAAGAAGGAGCUCAAACAGAUGUACCGCGACAUGGUGAGCAUUAGACAGAUGGAGAUGGCCGCAGACAGAUUGUACAAGGAGAAGAAGAUCCGUGGAUUCUGCCAUUUGUCUACUGGACAAGAGGCUGUUGCCGUGGGCAUCGAACAUGCCAUUACCAAGGCUGAUGAUGUGAUAACUGCCUACCGAUGCCACGGCUUCGCGCUCAUGCGUGGUGGCACAGUGCGAUCCAUCAUCGGUGAGCUUUUGGGUCGACGUGAAGGCAUCGCUUACGGCAAGGGUGGUUCAAUGCACAUGUUCUCCAAGGGUUUCUACGGUGGCAAUGGCAUUGUUGGUGCUCAGGUCCCCGUCGGAGCUGGCCUCGCGUUUGCCCACAAGUACAAGGAUAGCAAGACGGCCAGCGUGAUUUUGUACGGUGACGGUGCCAGCAACCAGGGCCAAGUCUUUGAGGCUUUCAACAUGGCCAAGCUGUGGAACUUGCCCGCUCUCUUUGGCUGCGAGAACAACAAGUACGGUAUGGGUACUUCUGCCGCUCGUUCUUCUGCUUUGACCGAUUACUACAAGCGUGGGCAGUACAUUCCGGGUCUCAAAGUUAACGGCAUGGAUGUCCUGGCUGUCAAGGCUGCCGUCAAGUAUGGCAAGGAAUGGACUGGUGCUGACAAGGGGCCCAUGGUUCUCGAGUACGUCACCUAUCGCUACGGUGGUCACUCCAUGUCCGAUCCCGGAACCACCUAUCGUACCCGCGAAGAGAUCCAGCGGAUGCGUUCCACCAACGACCCCAUUGCUGGAUUGAAGCAGAGGAUUCUGGACUGGGAGGUGGCCAGCGAGGAGGAGCUGAAGAAGGUCGACAAAGAGGCUCGAAGCCAUGUCGCCGAGGAGGUGGCUAUUGCCGAGGCCAUGGCCGUUCCUGAGGCUAAACCAUCCAUCCUGUUUGAGGACAUCUACGUUCGCGGUACCGAACCUAACCACAUUCGUGGCCGAACCCCUGACGAGAACUUUUACUUUGCCUAA